AUGAAUAAUUCCAAAUUUGUAAAACUGUUAUCAUUAAACCUAGACAGAAAUAUAGAUAACAAUUUCGAACGAAAAAAUGACUUUUUUUGUGAAUCCGAUAUAUCAAGUAUAUCAAGUUAUGAUGAAAUAAAAUCAAACAGCUUGUUAGGUUUAAUUUCUAUUAAUAGUUUUACUAAUGAUUCAAAAAAUUCAAUUAAAAGUGAAAAUUUAAAUCCUUUUAAGCGUGUACAUUCUUUAAAUGAAUAUACAUUGAACUAUAAAAAAUUAUGGUCAGAAAAAAGUAAUGCACUGUUAUUUAAUAAUAUAUUUACAAAAUUUAAUACAAACCAUAAUCAAAUAUAUACAUUAAAUUCUUACGAAAAUUCAAAUACAAUUUUAUCUUGGAAAUAUGAAUCAAGUGAAAUAACUUUUGAUAGCGAACCCAAUGAUAUAUCUAAAAAACAUUCUUGUAAUUUUAAGCAUAACCCAUCUAAUGAUAAUAUAGACAGUUUUAUUUAUACUGACACAUUUAAUUCGGAUGUAAGUAAACAAAUCAAAAAUCGUAUCACAAAUAAUGAAUCACCAUUAUCUUUUUAUUUAAAUCAAAUUCAAAAUUAUGAUUUAAACAAAUUUAACCAAGACAAAAAUACUUUGAUAAAUUCCUCACAAUUUAUCAAAAUUAAUAAGGAAAUAAAUAAAACAGACUUUUUUAAAGAUACCAAAGAAGUUAUUCCUGCAGCUAGGAAAAUGACAACGAAUUCCCCUUUAAAAAAAAAUGCAACUAAUUAUAUUUUAAAGUACAUUAGAAGAUAUAAUGAAUAUAUAAAUGGAACUAAACUCCAAAAUUAUAGAGCAAUAAAAAAAAUGCUUCAAAAGAUCAGAAAAGCUUGUCGAAGCAUUAUGGUAAAAAAAUUCCAUAAUAAAAAUAUGAUAGGGCUUCUAAUGUAUAUGGAAAAGGACAAAAAGGUUAUGAAACUAUGGAAAGAUAAAAGUAAGUAUUUGCACAAAAAAAAUAAAAAUAAACGAUAUUUUCUACAGCUGUUUUAUUAUUACGUUAUUUCAUUCUAUUUAAAAAAAAACUCCCCCCAAAAAAAAAAAAAUUUGUGCUACAUGGACAAAUGUAUAGCGAAAAUUUUAUUUCAAAAUAAGUAUAAAGAAAUAAAUACAAAAACAUUAUCAAAUAAUAAAACGAAUACUAAUAAGUCUUAUGUUUUGGGUAAACUAAAUCAAAAUAUAAUAUUAGGAAAAGGAAAUUCUAUAUUUCCUGGCUCAACUAUUUUAGCAACAACUGCAAAAAUAUACAUAGGAGAUCAUAAUUUAUUUGAAGACAAUGUUACUAUAAUAAAUAACACAAACAAAAAUAUGUACAUUGGAAAUUAUAAUAUUUUUCGAUCCGGUACACACAUAAUUAAUUCACUCAAAAUUGGAAGUAACAAUUAUUUUGAUUACAAAAGCACCUUAUAUAAUUGCACUAUAAAUGGAUGUGUGUUUGUGAAGGCAAAUAUACUAAUGAAUAUAAAAGAAAUCGAAAACAGAAAUCCCUAUUUUGUCAAUAGCACUAUAACAAAUAUCCAUCCAAUAUUUAUUAAAGAACAUACCAAUGAAAUAAAACUUCGAUAUAAUCACAUGAACAAUUCAGAAUAA
Messenger RNA from Plasmodium yoelii, 1623 nucleotides. RefSeq names its product dynactin subunit 6, putative. Gene Ontology annotation, cellular component: dynactin complex. Gene Ontology annotation, biological process: mitotic spindle organization. The coding region runs from base 1 to 1623 and encodes 540 amino acids. The record is from RefSeq and is a predicted model, not a curated record. Gene Ontology annotation, molecular function: dynein complex binding. The transcript has 4 exons. Lineage: Eukaryota; Apicomplexa; Aconoidasida; Haemosporida; Plasmodiidae.